GCUCCGCCCCCCGCGCCGUCUGACAGGAUCGGGAGCGCGCAUCCCAGACAGACACGGACUGACCGGAGUCCGGACACAGUCUUUGUGACUGAUGCCAUAAAAGGUCACCAAGGGUAGCGGCCUGCGUUGCUGUUGACUUGCCGAAUCAGCCAGCACAGGGGAAGCCUGAAGCCCAGCUCGUUUGAUGAUUGGCAGCCUGUCUGUGUAUCUUUACUGAUCUUGUAAUCAGAGGGGCUUUUGAGACCUUCCUCCAGGUGAUUGACAUCAUGUCAGUGUUCUGCCUGAAUCCCAAUUAUUGCCUCAACUUCUAAAGAACAACCUAAACCUUUCACUUGCAUUUUGUGAGGACGACAAACCAAAGACAUCCACAAAUGAAUAACCGCAAAGAAGACAUGGAAAUCCCGUCCCACUACCGACACCUCCUGCAGGAAUUAAACGAGCAGAGGCAGCACGGGAUCCUAUGUGACGUGUGCAUCGUGGUGGAGGGUAAAAUAUUCAAGGCGCACAAAAAUGUCCUCCUUGGCAGCAGCCGGUACUUCAAGACCCUCUACUGCCAGGUACAGAAAUCGUCCGACCAAACCACCGUCACGCAGCUGGACAUAGUCACGGCCCAAGGCUUCAAGGCAAUCAUCGACUUUAUGUAUUCUGCCCAUCUUGCACUGACCAGUAAGAAUGUCAUUGAGGUAAUGUCUGCGGCCAGCUACCUUCAAAUGACCGACAUCGUCCAGGCCUGCCACAGCUUUAUCAAGGCUGCUCUGGAAAUCAGCAUUAAGUCUGAGACUUCAGACGAACUUGCAGACUAUGAAAUGGGAGCCCCGUCCAGCAGUGCUGAGGCUCUCCUCUCUGCUGUGGUGGCUGGGCGCAGCAUCUCUCCUUGGCUUGCCAGGAGGACGAGUCCUGCCAAUUCUUCAGGUGACUCUGCCAUUGCCAGUUGUCAUGAGGGGGGUAGUAGUUAUGGCAAAGAGGACACAGAGCAGAAGGGGGACAGCCAAGAUGAAGUGUCCUCAAUUUGGGCGGGCGAUGUGUGCUAUGGAUCAAUGCGCAUCAAAGAGGAGCAGGACUCCCCAUCUCAUUACAUGGGAGGCGCCAAGGGUGACCCCGGCUCUUCGUAUGCAGAGCAGGGUGAGGCCUGGUCGCACUCAGGGAGAAGGAAGAACAGAAAGAACAAAGAGACUGUUAGGCAUAUCACUCAACAGAUGGUGGAAAGCUGCAGGACAGGCUCACCGGAACCAGCCUAUAUAUCAAGUACGCAGUGGCAGUACAGCACCCAGGACAACUCCGGUGAUGAUGUAACGGUGAUCGAGCCAGGCAGUUCUGACAGUCGGGAGGAGCGGGUAGACCUGUAUUCACAAGGCGAGGAGUCUUUACAGGGUGGUGAGGCCACUUACAUGACUCAUACUCUUGGGCUGGAGAAAGAUGAUACCCACCAGCAAAUCACCAGUGUAACCAACCUGCGGAGUGCCCUGCUGAGUAAGAACAGCUUACUCUCCUUAAAAGCCGAUGUCCUUGGAGAGGAAAGUUCUCUUCUGUUUGAAUACCUGCCCAAAGGUACCCACUCACUCUCUCUGAACGAGUUCACCGUAAUCCGGAAGAAAUUUAAGUGCCCGUAUUGCAGUUUCUCUGCCAUGCACCAAUGCAUCUUAAAGCGACACAUGAGAUCCCACACUGGAGAGAGGCCAUACCCCUGCGAGAUCUGUGGCAAGAAGUUCACACGUAGAGAGCACAUGAAAAGGCACACACUGGUGCACAGUAAAGACAAGAAGUACGUAUGUAAGGUCUGUAACCGCGUGUUCAUGUCGGCCGCAAGUGUGGGCAUCAAACAUGGCUCUCGUAGGCACGGGGUGUGCAUGGACUGUGCAGGCAGAGGAGUUGGUCAUGUCGGUGUGGGGCACUCACCAGAUGCAAUGUACUCAGGAGAGGGUCACUACCUGGAGGAUGUAGAUGAGCUGAAAGUGGACGAAGAAAUGGGUGGGGAAGAGGAAGAUGAUCUUAAAUGGAAGGACGAAGCAGAAACGUCACAGGAUGAUGUCAUACUAGAGGAUGAUGAAAUUGUGGACUGCACUCCUGAUGUCAGUGGGGGUCGAAUUAAGGAGUUUACUUGGAUAUCUUAGGAAGGUUGGGCUUACCUUGAAAUUGACUGUGCUUGGGGUGGGGGGAUGGGAGAAUUUUACCUGUCAGUAAAUACAAUCUCUGGUGGAACCUGACUAUCUGCUGUGGUUGUUUCCUGGAACCCGGAACCCCAAUUUUUGUAAGGCUGUGUGUGCAUCACUCUUGCAGAAGCAGCUUAUUUGACUUUUUUUCCCAUCUCUGUGGCAGUGAAGAGGAUCGUACUUUAGUUGAACCGAUAAUAACCACACCUGCUGUGGUAGAAAGAUAGGGUAUUGGUUUGCCCUUCUGCAAUUGUGUGUAGUAACAAGUGUUGAGUUAAAGGUACAGGCCACCAAAUUCUCUCAUAACUGCGUAAGGGUCCCCUACUUGUUGUCUUUAGAUUAUGUGAGCCCUGCAAGGCUCCUCAUCACACUGACCCUAAUCUAGCCAUUUGAUUACUUUACCAUCCAAAUGCCAUCUUUAUGUUAUUUUAAGCAAAACUAUUUUACAACGCAGAGUUUUCUAGUAUUUUUAAUCCAUCUUGAGGAACCUGUAAUAACUCCAGUCCUUUUGUGUUCCCCCACAAUGCCUUUCUCCUGUGUAUUUUGGGCAUCCAUGUGUGAUAAGCUAAGCUUGGCAGAAAACAUUCCAUGGGGGGGGGGGGGGGGGGGGGUGGAUUCUGUGUACAGCGCAAAACCUCUCUUACCUACAGAGAUUCUGUCCUGCUGAACCUUUCUUUCACUCACUGUAGGACCAACCUUGACAGAAUUCAUACCCUCCAUUUUACGCAGCAACAAUUUAAAAUGUAUCCUAAUACACACUGUGUGCAUUAUGGCCAUAAAGCUAAUCUUGUGUGAACGGACUACCUAAUUGGUACUGAUUGGCAGAAAGGAUGGGAAUCGACAGCACGGGUUCCGUGCUGGUAAUAUAGGUUGGUGAAGUCUGAACAGAACUAAUUAAUUUUAGUUCUCAGUCUACUCUUAGUUAUUUGUGUAUUAAGAUCAGCUUCCCCAGUCAGCUGGGCACGUGUGGCUCUGAGAAUGGAAUCCCGUCCCCUUUAAUUGGAUAAUUAUUACAUUUCUAAGUCCCAGGUCCAUGCAGCUGGCAGACCCAGCACAGCAGAUUAUAUGCUAUUUAUACAAAAGAAAAGGGGGGCAGGAAGAUCUGAUAGAUUAAACAUUUAACCCUCUGUUGGCCAGAGGGACUAAAAGGAUUAUGACUGGAGAAAGCACACUGCUAUGGCAGGGCGGUGUCAUCUUUUCGGUUUCCUAUCCCCUUUUGCACAGUUUUCGGUCGGCAAGCACUCCUCCCCACACCUUUCAAAUCCAGGCCUGAGGGAUGAUCAGUGGUUAAAGGGAGACUAGAUUUAAGAGGGAGGGGGAAUAAGCUAUGCAUUGCUGACCUGGCAGCUUAACCCUUUUCAUGCCGUAGAACAUAACCACAAAAUGGGUUCAAAUGGCUUCGAUCUGGAACCAAAACUUCAUAUUACUUUGGUGUUUUGUAUUAAUCACAAAUUCCAAUUCCUGGUAUGCUAUCCCUCCCCUUAUUAUUAUUGUUAUUAUUAUUAUUAGAAAAUUAAAAAGUACAUAUAUAAUUUAUAUAUAUAUAAUAUAAAUAUAUCAUUUCAUUAUAAAAUGCAAAAACUGGAAUUUUUUGCAAUUUUCCGACAGACUCAGAUCGUACUCUAAACCAUGACACUGAUUUCACACGUGUCUUGGAAUUUUUAGGCUAUUAUUUUAAAGGAAGUUUAUUUACUACCCGAGUGCUGAGUGUUCGCUUUCAUAUAGAAAUACAUCUAUUAUUUAUUCAUUUUUUUUUUUUUUUUUCUCAACACAUUUCCAGAUAAUGUCAAGAAAAAAAAUAUUGCAAGAUGGUGCAACAUUGAUAAAAAAAAAAAAAAUUUUUUUUUUGGAAUAUAUUAUUAUAUAUUGACUUUAAGAAUUACUAUAAACUUGUGUUUGUGAGGAAAAUGUUUUAAUAUUUGGGUAGGUGGGAGGGAGAUCGGAGAACACCACACUAUGUUAAUGCAUUUUUUUUCUUU
Molecule: messenger RNA, 4129 nt
Organism: Pelobates fuscus (common spadefoot toad)
Lineage: Eukaryota; Metazoa; Chordata; Amphibia; Anura; Pelobatidae
Gene: ZBTB46
Product: zinc finger and BTB domain containing 46
Exons: 7
Coding region: 372-2111 (579 amino acids)
Biological process (GO): regulation of transcription by RNA polymerase II
Molecular function (GO): protein binding; RNA polymerase II cis-regulatory region sequence-specific DNA binding; DNA-binding transcription factor activity, RNA polymerase II-specific
Source: RefSeq, a predicted model, not a curated record